AUUUGAAACCCCACCUCUUUAAGGAACACCUGGGAUAGGGGAUCUGGGCUGAAGUCCCAAAGGAGAAGUAUGGAUUGAAGGGGGGUUCGGUGUGCCUGCCUGUAGAAGAACCACCGGAGGAGCUUGUAAGACUACGUUGGAAGGUCAAUAGUACAAUAAUAGUAACUGACAAAAAGGUCUCUCCUAAAUACAUGGAGAAAGUGGAAUAUAAUCCAGUGAACCACUCUCUGUGCAUUAAUAAUCUGAGUGAAAAAGACAGGGGAACUUACAUUGCAACCUAUGAGAGAAAUUGGGAAGAGUCAACUACUACAUACAGACUAACAGUUCAGGAGCCUAUAUCCAAGAUGGUUAUCCAGACGGACAUCAAGCUAUUGGCCAACCAGUCCUGUUCAGUGUGGCUGCUGUGUAACGUGUCAGUCUGCUCCAACAUCUCCUACACCUGGGAGAGAGGGAAUGAGAAGUACAGGGACGACCAGCAGAUACACUUCUCUCUGUCACCAUCAGACGGAGACAUCAGUGUAACCUGCACUGCCUCCAACCUAGUCAGUGAGAAAUCUGCCUCUACAACAGUGAAGUGUAGUAAUGACACAACCACCCCAGGGCGGGUGUGGUAUAGCAUCUGCAUCGCAGUGUCAGUGAGUGUCGCAGGGGUGCUGAUCCUCAUUGUAGCUGUGGCAGUGUAUAAGUGCAGGGGCCGCCGUAACACAGAAUAUCAAACUGACAACACAAUAUAUGUGGAUGUUAUGGGCAAAACAACAAUUAAAGAUACAAUAGGGACUGUGGAUGACCUGGCUGACCCAAGACUGAACAAGCCGCAGACUCUGUAUGACACGAUCAAACUUGGACGCCCAAAAGCGCCGUCUUCUGCCAACCAGAAAGUACUGUGAGCUGAGCAGGAUGUGGUCAUAGGAUUGGCCUUAUAUCUCUGCAUCAUCUGCACCCUAGGCUACAUUCUGUAGAUAGUUGUUACUGUUCAAUUUUAUCACGACCUGCACAUUUAUGAAAUAGUUUUGCUUAUUUUUUUCUUGAUUGCAAUCUUCUCCCUUUGUUGUUCCUCAUAUAUACAGUACCUUCAGAAAGUAUUCACACCCCUUUAAUUUUUCCACAUUUUGUUGUGUUACAACCUGAAUUUAAAAUUGAUUUUGUCACUGAUCUACACCAUAAUGUCAAAAGUGGAAUUUAGUUUUUAGACAUUUUUUCAAAUUAAUAAUAAAUGAAAAGCUGAAAUGUCUUGAGUCAAUAAGUAUUCAACCCCUUUGUAAUGGGAAGCCUUAAGUUCAGGAAACAAAAAUGUGCUUAACAAAUCACAUAUUAAGUUGCAUGGAUUCUGUGUUCAAUAAUAGUGGUUAACAUGAUUU
Coregonus clupeaformis (lake whitefish) is the source of this 1358-nucleotide messenger RNA. RefSeq names its product SLAM family member 8-like. NCBI's taxonomy places the organism in Eukaryota, Metazoa, Chordata, Actinopteri, Salmoniformes, Salmonidae. The transcript is spliced from 7 exons. The record is from RefSeq and is a predicted model, not a curated record. The coding region runs from base 192 to 887 and encodes 231 amino acids.